Messenger RNA from Gekko japonicus, 9152 nucleotides. It is a transcript of the gene N4BP2, whose product is annotated as NEDD4 binding protein 2. The transcript has 16 exons. Bases 53 to 5398 code for a protein of 1781 amino acids. NCBI's taxonomy places the organism in Eukaryota, Metazoa, Chordata, Lepidosauria, Squamata, Gekkonidae. The record is from RefSeq and is a predicted model, not a curated record. Gene Ontology annotation, molecular function: ubiquitin binding.
UGUUAUAUGGAUAAAAGAAAACCUGCAGGAAACUUUUAUUUUGAAAAACAAAAUGCCAAAGAAAAAGAAAAGUGUUGGCGUGAGCCCCUCAAGAAAGAGCAUAAACUCAGAAACAAUUGCUCCUAUUGGCUUGGCGUCCUCUCCAGUAGAUCUUUCAACGUUGCAAGCACCACAUGGGGUCAAUAAAGAAGAGCUCUUCAGCAGCCUGUCAGAAAUGUUUUCUGAUUUGGAUCCUACUGUCAUUUACAUGGUGCUAUCUGAGUGUGAUUUCAGAGUGGAAGACACUAUGGAUUAUCUACUAGAAUUGUCCACGGCUGCUAAGCGGGUAACGUCUUUGUCCGAAGUCUCAGGCUUUGAUUCCAUCUCUGCAUCAUUGUUUGUUGAAAAUCAGCCAAGCAUUGUGUCUAAUGAAACAGAGGACCAGAGUUCUUCUGAAAUAAAAACUGUGAAGUUAAAUGAAGAAUCGGAGGAGUUUUCAUCAUCGGGAGAACUGAUUUAUUUACUACGUAAUUCUUUUGGGAAACAUUAUCUCAAUAGUGAAUCGAAGGAUCUGAGGAAUGACCAAGUCUCAGGUACUCGGUCUCCAGCUUUGGGCAACAGUAGUUCUAGCCGUGUUAAGACGUUAUCUGAAUGUGCAAUGUCCAGCUUGGGUUAUGAUGCUGUACUUUCUUCCCAACAAAUGGAAGCAGACAGUGAAAAAGCGGAGAACUUCCUACCUACUUUAAACCCCGAUUACUAUAGAAUCUCUGAACCAGUUUUAGGAAAGUCCAGAGUUCAGGCAAACAACCCAUUGGAGGACAUGGCUAUCUUUGCACAAAUCCCAGAGAACUGUAGUUUGCCAGAAGUAGUACUAGACAGUAGUGCCGUUCCAGAAACCAUUACACAAACCAGCGUGGAAAUACCUUGUGCUAAUCCGGAUGAGAUACAGAAUGCUAUACUGGACCACACCAUGUUAAAUGGCAUGCCUACUCAGUUCUGCCAGGGAGUUGCUGAGCAUGAAGUGACUGCUUUUGACAAUUCUAGUUCCCAUGGCACUAACAAAGAGAAAAAUACAGCAGUUGUUUGUUAUAAUCCUAGAAAUAUUUCUGUUCCUGACUUGUGCCCAGCAGCCAGUUUUAAAUUGGCCCCUCUUGUGAAUGUUGACCAGUCUCAACAGGCAUGGAAUUCACAUAUUUCUGUUCUUCAGAAACACUGCCACGAGUCUACCUGGAAUUUAAUGGCUCCUGCCUUUUAUCCACAAAGUUAUAGCUUUGUAACUCCAGUUGCAUUCAGCCCAGAACACUGGCGAUCUACUUCAAAUUACAGGACUUUUGGAAAAAUAGAUGCCCCGCAAGAAUCUUCACAGUGCUGGGAUAUCUACUCUUCCUUGGUGAAGACCUUGGGAAAUAAAAAUGAGAGCCAAAAAACUAAUCUGUCUCAAGUACAUCAGCUUUCUGUUUCUCACAUGAGAAGAAAGACACCAUUUGUGGGUCAUGUGCUUGUUCUUCUCAGAGGAGUUCCAGGAUCUGGCAAAUCAUAUUUAGCAAGGUCUUUGCUUGAGGAUAAUCCUGGUGGAAUUAUUCUUAGUACAGAUGACUAUUUUUAUACAAAAAGUGGACAAUACCAGUUUAAUCCUGAUCGCUUAUCAGAGGCACAUGAAUGGAACUGGAAACGUGCCAAAGAAGCAUUCGAAAAAAGGGUCACUCCUAUAAUAAUAGACAACACAAAUAUACAGGCUUGGGAGAUGAAGCCUUAUGUUGCUUUGUCGCAGCAGCACAGCUAUAAAGUUAUAUUUCGUGAACCGGAUACUUGGUGGAAGUUUAAACCAAAAGAACUUGAAAGGCGAAAUAUUCAUGGAGUAUCUAAAGAAAAGAUCAAAAAAAUGUUGGAACGAUAUGAACGCUGCCUGACUAUUAGUGCAAUUUUGAACUCUUCAGUGCCAAGUGAAUUGAAAAGUGGAACCUUUGAAGAAGCUCUUCAUCACAAAAAGGGACAGGGGAAGGAAAAUACACUGUCUCAUGGGGGGAAAGAACCUUUUGCCCCGCCUUUAAAAUGCACAGAAUUGAGCAUGGAUGAGAAGCAUCUGUUCGAGGGAGAAGCACUGGAAAACCGGAACAUUUGGAAUGAAAAGAGAGAAAUUGGACAUAAAUCAUCAGAAUGCCGUUCUGAAUGUGGCGUCCCUGUGGAUGACUUGGAUAUUUACGCAUCACCCCCAAGAAGAGACGAAGUGGAGCCUGUUCUUGAAAUGGAAGUAAUUAAAGCUGACCUUGAGAAGUGUGAAGAAAGCACAGAUUCACAAUGCAAUGUUGAAGACGUUCAGGAGUACAAUAACAAGGAUUUAGACGUUCAAACUGAAGCUAAUCGGUGUAGUGACGUAUUACCAGAAACAGAACCAACGGAGACAAGAACCAGAAAUCAGGAAGGUUCCGAUUUAGAGAAAUCAGAAAGGCCGGAGAUACUAAAUUUUGUGGGAGAUUGGCCAGUAGAACAGACUAUGGGGCAGAGGCUGAAAAGAGCAAGACGGUUAGGGGAACACACCAUAAAGAAUGAUGAGGAAGAUAAAGGAAUAAAUACGCCCCUUCUUGACUCACUAAAAAACUUAGAUAUAGAUGGAAAAGUACACAAGGUGGUGCUACAGGAAAACAGGGAGGAAGAUGAUAACCGGCUGCCUGUCUGUAUGUCUGGUGCCGAUCCAGAGGAAGAUGCAUCAAGAUCACUCUUGGUAGGAGACUGGCCCAUCCAAAGUUUUUUAGAGCAAAGACAUCACAAAAUGAAAAGAAUGCCCAAGAGAGAUCUUAGUGAAUCAGAAGAGGUUACAGGUGAUCAUUAUGAUACCCACACAAGUGUUCUAAACACAUUGGCUGUCUUUCCUGGAACAUCAGAAAGCAGGGAAGAGUUACAGGUCUCAUCAAAGAGGGAAAACAGUCAGGCACUCGAAGCCCCAUCUUCUGAAAUUAUUAGUGAGAAAAAGCCUUUACAGAAUAAACGAACACGCAAGCAUAAUAAAUUAGCCCUGACGUUUACCAAAAUCUUGGCCCUUGGCAAGCCAGAGGAACAGUUGUCUUUGUCUCAUUUGCUGGAAGAGAAGGCAGGUGAGCACAGCUCAGCAGAGGCAAGUCAGUAUUCACAGACGGAGCCCAAAGAUUUUGCUCUUUUGUGGAGGCUUGAAAGAAAAAUGAUUGCUCCUGAGGAUAUCAAGGUGUUACACGGUACACUGGAUGGGUUCAUACCGAAAGGUGUUGACGCUGCUCCAGAUUGUACAGAGAAGAUACCGUAUAAAGUCACCUAUGAUAAAAGCACAUAUGUGGAAGAAAGGGAACUUGUCCAUAUUGAUGAAUCUGAGAAUCUAAAUAUUUUGUGUAAACUAUUUGGGUCCUUUUCUUUUGAUGCACUGAAGGACCUGUAUGAAAGGUGUAACCGGGACAUUGACUGGACUACAGGAAUCUUGUUAGAUUCUGCUGAGAAGCUGUGCAAAGAUGACAGCACUGAAUGUUUGCAGGAAACAAUGGCUCAGCUCCCUGGUAUGGCUCUUAACUCUCAGGGAGAUGCUAUCUAUGGAAAGAGUCUUGCAGAUCACCCCCAGAUAACCAGAACAUCUGGAAUUAUUCAGAACUCGGAAGAUGAGAAUUUCUCACCUGAUGAUGGAAAACCCGUGGAUGAUUCCAAGCUAAAUGCCGAAAUACUCAACUUACUAACAAAUGAUUUGCUUGUUUCUUCAGUAGAAAAUAAGAAUUUCAAUCAUAACGUUCCAAGUGGUCAUGUAAGUGAACUGGAUAACGAAAAACCUGUUUUAGAUACUCUGAGAACACAGACAAAAGAAAUAACCCCUACUGUACUGUUAGAAAAUGAUAAUCAGAGCGCUACUUUGAAUACUGAGAUUGGCUUCUGUGUUCCUGCGACUGUAUUUGAUUAUUUAAACGGAGGUCCCAUCACCGAGACAGAAACAGGUAACAGAUCUUCAGAGAAACAUCAAGAGUGUUCAGAAAUAAAAGGUGCAGCUGUUCAGGCGCUGCCGGAGAAUCCAGUACUUCCGAAGGGCUGUGUGAACACUGAAAGCCAGUCCGAGUCCUACAAAGAAAUGAAUUGUAAGCCUGCGUUUUCUGCUGCGCCAGAAAAUGAAGAAAGCAAAAUGCCUCACCAGGAUAAGUGUCAAACGAAAUUACUGAACCCCAUAUCCGUGUCACAGUCUGUGAAUAUAGAUUGCCUGGAGCUGGUCUUACCUCCUGAACUAGCCAUUCAGUUAAAUGAAAUAUUUGGACCAGUUGGUGUUGAUUCAGAGCUGUUAACUAAUGAAGAUUAUGUAGUUCAUAUUGAUCUGAAUUUGGCCAAAGAAAUUCAUGAAAAAUGGAAAGCAUCUAUUAUGAAGCGUCAGAAAAGAGAAGAAUUGCAUAAGCUGCUUGUUGAAGAUCCUACACAGUUUGAGCAGUUCUGUCUACGGGAUACGGACAAUGUCUUUCCUCAGCAUACAAACCAUCAAGUACAAAAAACUGCUUCCUUAGCCUCUUGCCCAUCUGCAGAAAGCAUGGCCGUUUCAGAAUUUUUCCCCUUCAUGGAUCACUGGAAUGUCCAGACACAGAAAGUUUCGCUCCGGGACAUAAUGUCUGAAGAAAUAGCUUUACAAGAAAAACAGGAACUGCAACGUUUUCCCUUCAUGGCUACAAAAGACUGUGCUGCCAUCCUGAAGGAGAAGCAACUACUGGAGAUGUUCCCAACCAUUAGCCCAAACUUCUUAAUGGACAUCUUCAAGGACUACAAUUAUUCUUUGGAACAAACGGUCCAGUUUCUGAACUGUGUCCUGGAGGCAGACCCAGUAAAAACAGUUGUAGCCAAAGAAACAGCUCAGGGUACAGCUCUCUCUUCUUACGGUGUUUUGAAGAGCCGAGAGAAAAAGGCCAAAAAGUGCAAGGAGUCAGAUGACAUCCUCUCUGACAAGAAAUUCCAGGACUUCAGAUACCCCGGAUACGAUGACUUCAGGGCAGAGGCUUUUCUUCACCAGAAGGAAUGGCAUGAGUGUCUGAGAAAAGCUGGGGAGGCCUAUCGCAUGGGAAUGAAGCCUGUAGCAGCAUUUUAUGUACAACGGGGCCGCCUGCAUGAGCAGAAGAUGAAAGAAGCGAACCACGAUGCUGCCGUGCAGAUCUUUGAGACGGUGAACGCCUCCUCGCUGCCUGAAAACCUUUUGGAUCUUCAUGGCCUUCAUGUGGAUGAAGCUUUGGACCAUCUGUCCAGAGUGUUGCAGGAGAAGACAGAAGAAUGCAGCCAAGCUGGUGGUAAACCAUAUCUCUACGUGAUCACAGGAAAGGGAAACCAUAGCCUGGGAGGUGUCGCUCGCAUCAGACCAGCAGUCAUUAAGUAUCUGGGAAGCCACAAAUUCAGGUUCACAGAAAUAAAGCCAGGCUGCUUGAAGGUCACGCUGAAGUAAAAGGGUGUUGUGAAGAGGACCGUGAAAUCUGAGAGUACGGAGACACACGGGCAGCUUCCGAGUAUAUUAGGGUUACUCUCCUACUCUUCAGAGAACCAUCUUUGCUAUUAACGUUUUAAUUUGUUUUUAGAUGGUGUGUUUGUCAGCAUGUUCCCCCUGCCCAGGUGAAUGGGACUUCUGUGUUUAGUUUUUUGUAAAGGGAAGUAUUGGGCAGGCCUUUCGCUGUCAGAAAGUCCAUGGCCUUUAUAGUCCUUCUGUACAAGAAGUGAACUUUCAAAGGGAAGUUCUGGCUCCAGUUCUUCUUACCUGAUAGAGAGAAUAUUCAUGAGAUCCCCGGCUCUGCACUUUUUUAUUCUUCCUGUUCUGUGUAUGCCUCUGAAAGGCAAGUAACUCUCUUUUAUGCUUCCAAGAUUAUUUCAAAGACACUGAAGCAACUGGAAGCUGGAGAAACGAAGUGACCCACUAGGUCCAGUAACAGGGCCUGACUGUUAUUUAUACCGUGGGUCCCUUUCCCUGUUCUCAUAGUGGUGCAAAAGAAAUCCUUUAAGUAACAGAGACCCAUUCCAGGUGCCUGCGCUGCCUGUGGAAGUGAGGGAUUUUUAAAUGAUCGAGUUAUUGUGACCAGGGUAGAUUAUUUGCUAAACUCGCCCUGGUCGUAACCUCUGUAGACUCCCUGUGAGUUAGAGCUCCUUGUAAGCAGAAGCGUCCGUAUUCACUUCAGCGUUGGGAUCUGUCCCGUGCUACGCAGCUAGGAUAUUCACACACAACUGCUCUCAGCAUUGGAAUGCCCAGGGAAGCAUCUUCUCCUUUGGAGCUCUAUGAAUUAGGUCUCCGACAUGGGCCACCAGAGGAGCCACCGGCUUGGGAUUGUUGUCUCAAAUUCUUCAGGAGGAGAAAUUCUCCACCUUGCAAUAAAAAAUCAUGCGCUCUUCUAGAGAAGACACCAGCAGAUUGGCAGAGUCACUACAUAGCGGGUCUGCCAGCUCAAGGCAGUUCUUGAGCCAUCAGCAGCUCUGCCGAUAGCAGUCUUGUUAAAUAGCAGCCUCUCCCAUCACAGCAACUGCCCUGGUGAAAAGAGUCUUGUCUACGGAAUUCCUGGCCGUGCUGCUGCUAAAGCACCGACGGCUUACUCAUGUCAGGAAGGGUAGUUCAUGCAGUUUCACUGGGGAAAAUCUUUCUUCGUUACGGCCACAGCAGCCUAUUUCAGACGGGUUUUUAAAUGCAUGAAUUUGUUGCCGGGGGUAGGUGGUGAUUAACUUCAAGAUGUUUUUAGACACGUUUUGGAACAGCAAACUAUGAUGAUGAUACCGGUUAUAAACUUAAGAGGGUUGAAUCUUUCCCUUGGGAUUCAGUGCCCCCGUAACAAGCAAAACAGUAUUGGCAUGUUUUAAAAAUUUGUUUUCAUCAAGAAAAAGGAUGCCAUCCAUGUACGCCUUUCUUCUCUCACAGUUGAAAUGCAAGUGCCCUUUGAAAUAUGUUUGUGGGUUGUUUUUCUUAAUUCCUCGGCAUUUUUAGGAUAGCUGCAGGUUGCAUGCCAAGAACUACGUAAACAGGAGUGUGAAAUAGUUUUUUUUAAAAAUCCUUCACAUACAGUGAAUUUUUAAAGAGUGCAUUUUCAAAUCCGGAUGCCUCUUUUACAUAGAAUACACAAUGCAAAUCUCUACAACAAUUACUGGCUAGAUGAACUCAGAUGAUGUCUUUGUCUACAUUGCAUUCAUCUGUAAUCACCCUGAUUCUUUAGGUAAACAGUUUUAAUUGGCGGGCAAAAGAUUGCCAGGGUGGUGGUGGUGGGCCACAUCCAGUACUUAGGUGGCCUUGCAGUUCCAACAGCAGGGAUCACCUUUCUGGUGAUCGUGUUGUCCAGGCACUGCCUUUCCUCCUCCUCUCCUCUGCUGGCUGCAACUGACAGGUAAUCACUUCUGGAAUGAAUAACUGCCUUUCAGAUGGAAGGGGGAAAAAAGAGGUCAGAGAGCAAAGGAGAAGACCCAGAGCUUGCUACUGCCCUCCGGCUUCCCUGGAUCAGGAACCCCAUAUUGGUACGUUUUACUAAUGUUGGUAUCUAAAUUAACUGCAGCCUCUUUAAACGAUGGGGAAAUUAUUGUUAUCAUGGAACUUUUAAUGUGAAAGAUGGGAAUAGUUUUAAGAAAAAAUGCCUGGCAGAAGAGGCGGUGGCAUGAAAACCUGAACUGCCCUUUUCUUUUACAGAGUUAUGUGGAAAAACAGAUGCUUUUUCCGUUACCUUAAAAUGACUUGAUAGUGGAGUCUUUUUUUUCUUUUUUAAUUGCACUGCCAGAUAGCCAAAGAAACCAAUUCUGUUUCUGUUCCUGUUGCCCUCAGUGGUAAAAGACAGGUGCAUUUUCAGACUUUUUCUUGGAUUCGUCAAAGAAACAUAGUCAAGAAUCUGAUCUAAAUUAAGGCUGCUUUACACUUUACCAUUGCUGCCGCACAGAAUAAUGUCUUUUGCUUCAUGUUCGGUUGAUGGAAAACUAUGAUUCCUCAUGUCUUGUGUAAGCAGUAAAAAAGAAGACGACAGGUUUGUGUCAAUCACACACUCCUCCCCCCCCCCCAACAUAAGAAGAGGCAUUUGCGUAGGGAAACCAUGCUGUGAAGGGCCCAAGUUGCCUGUUCAAUACACUGGUGUUAAUAGCUGAUUUUCUUCUGGGUCGGUGAUGCAUUCUUGCUUCGGUAAUCAGGGUUCCCUUUGCAAACUGCCUGAUGCCUUUGUGCAAAUCCCACUCACUUCAGUGACACCUGCUCAGGACAACUGACCACUAGAUUGUACCCUCCGGCUCUUCUUUUGAAAUUGUAGUAGAUUGUUAUUGAGAACUAACCAUUUGAGGGUUCCGUACAUGUAUAGAAGAAAACACUUAUUUUUUAACGUCCCGUAAUUCUACUCAGCUUAAUCAGGAGUGUCAUUAAUGUGAAAAGUCAGGUAUCUUAAACUGGGGAAGAAUGAUAUAACCUAUUUACCCUUUUUUAUUAUGAGAGUUAUCUUACAUUAACCUCGUGAGGAGAUCUGAUGAGCAUGUGUGGAUAAGUAUCGUUAAUGCUGCCAAGCCGUUAAUGCAACUAUUUAAAAGAAAUGAAAUUUACUCAGGGUGGUGGUUUAGGGGCAGGGAGAGAGAAAGUGCCUAGAGAAAUGAGAGAUUUCCAGUGUCACUCAGUGGCCAUCGGCGUGUUACUGGAAAGUAAUCCUAUAAGCUAAAGUGUGCAGUUCAGGCUUCCUAGAACACUGCCUAAUCUCUCUUCCUGGACAGAUGGACAGAGUGCAACACACCAAAUACCGGAACACUGCAUAAACUCUGUCCUACGCUGUGCUCAAGCGUUACAGACUAAUGCACAAAAUACAUAUUGCCCUCCACACUUUGCAUGGACUAGUGCAACAUGUAAAACAGAGCAUCUAUGGCUAGCAGCAAUUUCCAGUUGUUGCCACAGGACUUUUGCUGGCAACGUAAGUUCAACAAAUUGCUGCCAUCUGUGAGCCCAGGUCAUAUGUUAACAACUUUCCAUGCAGGUGGCCAAGACUGGUCAGGAAUGUUGGUGUGGAGGGGGAAAAUUAGUGAUUCCCCCCGCGCCCUGUUUCAAAGGAAGGAGGAGGCUGUUCUCUCACCUGCUGAACAGUCAGCAGAUGAUGAUAGCUCUAGUAUCAAAGUAUAAAUACUAAAAAUCGACAUCGUACCUCCGAUUUGCCAUGUCAUAUAAAGAAAUGGCCAAUACGCUGAUGGACUCUUAUUUUUAAAAGGUUUUUUUUUUU